Messenger RNA from Humulus lupulus (European hop), 1863 nucleotides. Its product is annotated as protein FAR1-RELATED SEQUENCE 5-like. Bases 1 to 1863 code for a protein of 620 amino acids. The record is from RefSeq and is a predicted model, not a curated record. Lineage: Eukaryota; Viridiplantae; Streptophyta; Magnoliopsida; Rosales; Cannabaceae. The transcript is spliced from 2 exons. Gene Ontology annotation, molecular function: zinc ion binding.
AUGGGUUUUAGUGUUCGAAAAGAAGAUGUUCGCCGCAAGAAGGCCGAUAACUCAGAGUGGCAAAGAAAAUGGGUUUGCUCGAAACAGGGCUUUAGAAGAGAGAAGUGGAAAAACCUAACUAACCGAAAGAAAACACCCAGAGCCAUUACCAGGACAGGUUGUCUAGCAGUACUCCGAGUAAACUUUGAUAGGUCGGAUAACACAUGGGUGGCGAAAGACUUUAACCCAGUUCAUAAUCAUGACCUAGCUGCAAAGACAGAGCUACAUUUCCUGCGAUCCAACCGAGCUAUACCAGAAUGUAUAGGUGCACAGGUCAUAUCAAUGAGACGAUCAGGCAUACGCACUUGCCAUAUAUUAAAUCAUCUAGCACGAGAAAGGGGAGGAUGUGAGUAUCUUCCAUUCAUGAAAAAGGAUCUUUAUAAUUGGAUUGGUAGCCAAAGGCGACAGGAAGCAGAAGAAGGGGAAACAGACGCUGAAGGUGCACUCGGUUACCUAGAAUGUCUCGGUUUGCGUGAUCCUGAUUUCUAUGAAACACACACAAUUGACAAGGACUUCAGAUUGGCAGACCUGUUCUGGGCCGAUGGAAAUUGUCGUAGAGAUUACAAUUUGUUCGGUGAAAUCAUGGCUUUUGACACGACAUAUAGGAAAAAUGCAUACAACAAACCAUUACUAAUCUUCGUCGGGGUGAACCAUCAUUUCAGAACAAUUGUUUUUGCAGUUGCAUUGCUAUACGAUGAGACGGAGGAGACAUACAUAUGGGUUUUACAAGAAUUCUUAGAGUGCAUGAAAAACAAGGCACCGCAUGUUAUUGUCACCGACGGAGACCACGCUAUGGAAAAUGCAAUAAAGGUAGUCAUGCCGCAGUCAGUCCACCAUUUGUGUGCGUGGCACCUUCAGGCCAACUUAACCAGCAAUACACCUCACCCACUUUUCAAGGCAAAAUUCAACGAGCUCCUUUAUCAAUAUUGUACCGAGGAACAGUUUGAGGAUACAUGGAACAAUAUGGUCUCAGAAUUCCAUCUUCAAGAAAGUCGCUGGGAAAAAACAACUUACGCCAACCGUAAAAGUUGGGCUGAGUGUUUCCUUCGGGUAAACUUCUUCGCGGGUCUUACAACCACCCAAAGGUCCGAGUCAAUCAAUUCCUACCUAUCGCACUUCCUAACGAGCAAACUUAAGCUUAGGGAUCUUGUCGGCCAAGUUGAUGCAACCAUACAGAACAUUCACCACACCGAAAGGGAGGAUGACUUCAUCAGUAACCACACUUCGCCCAGCAUACCAACAAACGUCCUCCACCAGUACUACCAACAAGUUGCCUCCAUUCUUACCAAGACCAUGUACGAUAAGGUGGCAGAGCAAAUCAGUAGUGCUCUUUCAUACUUAGUUGACUCUGCAGAUGUAACAGUUAACAGUCGGUCGUACUACUUGACACGUUUCCCAAAAGGACUAGUAUGGAGUCAAGUGAACUACGAUACUGACCAUGGACACAUCAAUUGUACAUGUAUGCUGUUCGAGUCGGAUGGAAUUCCAUGUCGUCAUAUAUUCGCUGUUAUGAAGCACUUGAACAUACCUUGCAUUCCAGACUUUCUGUUUAAGGCUAGAUGGAGGAAGGAUGCUAAGAGCUCGGUUGAAUUGAAUGGUUUCCCCCAUUCUAGGAUGCCCGGUGAUGUGUUGGUAUGUACAAGAUGGGGAUCAUUAACAUCACGAUUCAAUGCAAUGGGAUACUUUGCGACCAAGCAAAGCGACACUUACGAAGAGGCCAUGAAUGAGAUGUCUCGGUUGGAGGAGAAAUUUAAGUCAAUGUGUGUUGACACGAUUCUUCGCCAACAGGGUAUUUCUUACAAGAGAGGAUCCAACCCUUUUUAA